AGUCUGCUGUGGGACUAAGCUUUAGGGAAUUUUCUGUGUAAUGUACGACUCCUGUGUGCUUCCUGGUUGGAGUAUUACCGUGGAUACAGUCACCUCAGUGUUCUCUACUGAGGCCAUUUGCAUAUUUUAUGACUGUGGGUGAAAGAGGACAGCAGACACAGGAGAGAGGCACGGGAGUGAGAAAUAAGAGAGAGGUAGGCUCUUAGGUGAGGCAUAAGGGCCCGGCAGGUAAAACCUGCUCCAUUCGUAGAAGCCCUAGGAUGUGCUGAUGGGUAAAGACCGCACAGCUUGGAGGGUUUAUUAAGUGGGCCAGUUGCCAUCGCGACACAUUGGCAAGAUAUUGCCAGGAAAAGCCAUAAUGGGUCUCCUGACGCAGUUCUCUCUGCUCCUGUGGAAGAACUUCACUCUCCGGAAGAGACAAAAGGUGCGGCUGGUUGUGGAGCUGCUCUGGCCUCUGUUUCUCUUCUUCAUACUGGUGGGGGUGAGGUCUACCACUAAGCCAAUUCACAAAGGUCAAUGCCACUACCCAAACAAAGCCAUGCCAUCUGCUGGUGUACUGCCCUGGCUUCAAGGAAUAAUAUGUAACAUCGACAAUCCAUGUUUGGACCACCCAACGCCAGGAGAGACACCAGGCCAAGUGAAUAACUUCAACAACUCCAUAAUUGCUGGGAUGUUGAUUGAGCUGCAGUCUGUGCUGGCAGACAGGUCUGUUCUCAGUAAAAUGCAGUUGCUAGCAGAUGAUGUUGACCAGUGGACUUCAGUACUGUCUAAAGCGGAACCUGGAAAAGGGAAUCGGACUGUGAUCCUAAGAAGUAUCCUACAAGACAAUGAAACCUUCAGCGCCCAUCUGACAGAGGGUUUGUCAGUUCCACCAGAUGUAGUUCAAAGCCUCAUGGAUGCAAAGAUUCAGCUUAGUUCAACGACGGGCAUCCCAAGGCCUGACAAUGUGAGGAGCAUCUUGUGUAAGGGGACAGAUCUGGAUGACUAUGUCCAAUUUAGCAGCCAAGCUCAGAGGGAGGCUUUUCAAAAUGUCAGCUGCUCCCUCGGUGAACAGCAGCUGAUUAAAACCCAGCAAGUCCUUCUACAAAACGUGGACGUGAGGAAAGUGCUUUCAGAGAUUCCUUCAGCUGCGGACCUGAAUCCAGUGGACACAGAGGCACUAAUGAGAAAAACCAGUGCAGAUGCACUGCCAUUGAUCGAGAAUGCGGUCAGGCUGCGGAACUCCAUGAACUUUAAGGCAACAGAGUCCCUGGAUUUCCGGGAGGACAUGUUUGGAAGCGUCAACAUGCUGCUCUGUGGGAAGCAGCCUAACUACAACUUCACCAAGAUGACCUUCGGUUUUCCUUCACCUACACAGAUGGCUAACAAUAUGUCAACUUCCAGCAUGGGCAACAGUUCCGAUGCCUUUUGUCAGAUUCUUGUCGACACCCUGGAGGGCACACCUGGUCUGCGCUACAUUUGGAGCACCUUCAAGCCAUUAUUGCAAGGGAAGAUCCUCUACGCACCUGAUACACCUGCUGCUCGCCUCCUGGUGAAGGAAGCAAACAGCACUUUCAACUCUCUCGCCAUGUUAAAGGAGCUGGCAGAUUCUUGGAAUGAACUUGGCCCACGUGUCUGGGAUUUUCUGCAGAAUAGCCCUCAAGUCAACACAUUGCGGGUUCUGGUGGCAAAUCCCAUAUUCGCAGCUGCCCUCAACCAGCGUCUCAUUGGGACAGGAUGGACAGCCGGGCUGCUGGAGAACUUCCUGUACAAUGGCGCUCCAGAAGACCGUUCACCCGGCAUGCCACCCUACAACUGGCGGGAUGUUUACAACUCCACCACUGAAAUCCUGAAGCUCCUCUCCGAUUUCCUGAAUUGUCUUGAUCUGAAUAAGUUUGAAGCAGCUGCGACAGAAACCCAUCUGGUGAACAAAGCCUUGGAGCAUCUGAAAAAUGACACAUUCUGGGCUGGAGUUGUCUUUGCGAACCUCCAUCCAAACUCAAGUCACAUCCCUCCUUAUGUGAAGUACAAAAUUCGGAUGGACAUUGAGGAGGUGGAGCGCACCAACACGUUGAAAUCAAGGUCAUGGUCUCCUGGAGCCAGGGACAACUCCUUUAACGACCUGCGCUACAUCUGGGGAGGCUUUGCCUACCUGCAGGACAUGAUCGACCACGCUGUUAUACGACUGCAAACAUCAAAGUCUCAGCCGCUUGGUGUUUUCGUCCAGCAAAUCCCAUACCCUUGCUUUGUUGAUGAUGCAUUCCUACGAUCGCUGGCGAGUUCUCUUCCCAUGUACAUAACCUUAGCAUGGAUUUAUUCAGUGGCCAUGAUCGUUAAAGGCGUUGUUUCUGAGAAAGAGGCGCGGCUGAAGGAGACCGUGAGAAUCAUGGGCCUGAGAAACGGCAUCUAUUGGCUGACCUGGGCGAUUUCCAGCAUGUUGCCGCUAGCCAUCAGUGCUUUCCUUCUAACUCUGACACUCAAGUACGGCAAAGUCCUGCAGUACAGCGACCCCUCAGUAAUCUUUGUCUUCUUGCUGGUCUUCUGUUUGGCCACCAUCUCCCAGUGCUUCCUCAUUAGCGUCUUCUUCUCUAAGGCCAAUUUAGCGGCGGCGUGUGGCGGCCUCAUCUUCUUUCUCCUCUACCUGCCACACAGCCUCUGCUACGCCUGGAGGGACGUCAUGGGUUUCAGGGCCAAGGUGGCUGUGAGUUUACUGUCAUGUGUUGCCUUUGGUUAUGGGUGCGAGAACUUUUCCAAAUAUGAGGAGCAAGGCAUUGGUAUACAGUGGCACAACAUUAUCAGGAGUCCCGAGGAGGGGGAUCCAUACACCUUCAUUGUCUCCAUCGCCAUGAUGCUCGUUGACGCCGUCUUAUACUGGGUGCUAACCUGGUACAUUGAAAAUGUCUUCCCAGGUCAAUAUGGGAUUCCUAAGCCAUGGUACUUCCUGUUCACUUCCUCUUACUGGUGUGGGAUGACACCAGGAGCUGAAAACAACCCUGAUCUGCUGACAGACUCUGGGGCGCACAUCGGAUAUUUUGAAAGACCACCUCCCAGUGUGAAAGCGGGGGUGUCAAUUCGCAAUCUUGUCAAAAUCUACAAGACCGGGAAGAAACUGGCGGUGGACGGCCUGAGCGUGGACUUCUAUGAGAAUCAGAUCACAUCAUUUUUGGGCCACAAUGGAGCUGGAAAAACAACCACAAUGUCAAUUCUGACCGGGCUGUUCCCACCUACAUCAGGAACAGCCCUCAUCCAUGGAUACGACAUCCGCACCGACAUAGACAGCAUUAGGAAGUAUUUGGGAAUGUGUCCGCAGCAUAAUGUCCUAUUUAAUGAGCUCACUGUGGAGGAGCACAUUUACUUCUACGCCAGGUUGAAGGGACUUAGUCGCAGUGAGGUUGACUCUGAGAUGGACCAGAUGAUUAAAGAUGUUGGUUUACCACACAAGCGUAAGGAGCUUGCUAAGAACCUAUCAGGUGGCAUGCAGCGAAAACUCUCUGUGGCAAUAGCCUUUGUUGGCGGUUCAAAGAUUGUCAUCCUAGAUGAACCAACAGCAGGAGUAGACCCUUAUGCUCGCCGGGGGAUUUGGGAACUACUGCUAAAGUACAAACAAGGUCGCACCAUUAUUUUGUCAACACACCACAUGGAUGAGGCAGACAUCUUAGGAGACCGCAUAGCCAUCAUCUCUCAAGGAAAGAUGCAAUGCUGCGGCUCCUCGCUCUUCCUGAAGAAGUGUUUCGGCAGUGGCUACUACCUGACUCUGGUCAGAGAUGGGACGGAAAAAAUUACCAAUCAACGUAAAAAUAUCACACAAAAUCUGUCCAAGGAGGAACAAAUGGAGACAGCCCGUCCUUCCAGGGAUAGUCCAGAUGACGGCUUCGGCAGUCAAACAUUGGACAAUUCUGACCGUACAGCAGGUCUUGCUGCUGUAACUCAGCUUGUGCGCCGCCAUGUACCAGAAGCUGCGUUUUUGGAGAGCAUCGGUCAGGAAAUCACCUUCAUCCUGCCCUACAGUGGAGCCAGAGACGGGACCUUCGCCACACUCUUCCACAAGCUUGAUCUCGCUAUGGCUGACCUUGGCCUGACCAGCUAUGGCAUCUCUGACACCACACUGGAGGAGAUAUUUCUGAAAGUGGCAGAAGAAACCGGCGUGGAUACAGAAAUGCCAUCAGCAAAGGAGCCAUUGGUUAGAGACUGGAAAAGAAGCUCCCGCGAAUCUAAAAGGAACAGCGUUGCCAGCGUCCGCGCCAAAUCAGAGCACAACGGGAUGAGAGAAGUUAAAGAAAAAUUUUUGAAUAAAGUUGAAGAUUAUAAGAAAAGUGCCAGCCUGAAUGGAAGGGGAUCCAUGGUCAUCACCGGUUGGAAACUGAUCAGAACGCAGUUUCUGGCUCUCUUCAUCAAGCGCUUCCACCACGCCCGAAGGAGCCGCAAGGGACUUAUUGCGCAGGUGGUCUUGCCUGCUUUCUUCGUGUGCCUUUCUCUGAUCUUCUCCCUCAUCGUUCCACCAUUCAAAGAAUAUCCAAGUCUGGAGCUGCAGCCAUGGAUGUACAGUCUUCCCCAAACCACAUUUUAUAGCAAUGACAUGUCUGAAAAUCUGGAGGUGUCAAAGGUGACAGAAACUUUAUUGAACAACCCUGGUUUUGGGACACGUUGUAUGCAUGGAGAUCCAAUACCAGGCUUACCGUGUUCGCCAACUUACUCUGAUUGGACUAUUCCAUCUGUGGAUCAGUCAAUCAAAGACAUCUUCCUCAACGGGAACUGGAGCAUGGCUAAUCCUUCGCCUUCCUGCCAAUGCAGCACUCCUAAACGGACGAUUAUGUUACCCGACUGUCCACCAGGAGCGGGAGGUCUCCCUCCACCACAGAGAGUACAGAACACAACAGAAACUCUGCUGGAUUUAACUGGACGGAACAUGACAGACUUCUUGAUCAAGACUUUUGAGGACUCCGGAAAAAAAAGGUAUGGAGGUAUUUCUGUGGGAGCAGUCAACUCACAAGUCCGUCUAUCUGAGGCAGAGGUCGAAGAUGUCUUCAGGGAUUUGAAAAAUCUUUUGAGUUCAUCUCAGGAUAACGUCACUGAUCAGACCCUGCAGAGAGCCGAGACGGUGCUGAAGAAGCUUGGAACCAGGGACAAUGUCAAGGUGUGGUUCUACAAUCAGGCAUGGCAUGGCAUGGUGUCCUUCCUUAGUGUGGCCAACAAUGGCAUCCUGAGAGGAAAUCUUCCCAAGGGAGAGGAACCACGCCACCAUGGCAUCUCCGUUUCUAAUCACCCCCUAAAUCUCACCAAGGAGCAGCUCUCCUCCGCAGCCAUGGCGACGACCUCUACAGACGUGGUGGUGUCCAUCUGUGUUAUUUUCGCCAUGUCCUUCAUCCCUGCCAGCUUCGUCCUCUUUCUAAUCCAGGAGAGGGUGAGCAAAGCCAAGCAUCUGCAAUUUGUCAGCGGUGUAAACCCGACCGUCUACUGGUUAACCAAUUUCGUCUGGGAUAUGUGCAACUACAUCGUGCCCUGCUUCAUCGUGAUUGUGAUCUUCCUCUGUUUUCAACAAAAAGCCUACGUUUCACCUCCGAAUCUGCCCGCUUUGAUACUGCUCCUAAUUUUUUAUGGAUGGGCCAUCACACCCAUGAUGUAUCCAGCCUCCUUCAUCUUCAGCGUUCCCAGCACGGCUUACGUGGUGUUGACCUGCGUCAACCUCUUCAUUGGCAUCAAUGGCAGUGUGGCCACCUUCAUCAUGGAGCUCAUUGAAGAUGAUAACAUAUCUCGCAUUAAUGACAUAGUGAAGCAGGUGCUUCUGAUAUUCCCACAUUUCUGUCUGGGCAGAGGUCUUAUUGACAUGGCCAAGAACCAGGCAAUGGCAACUCUUUUCAUCAAUUUUGGGGAAGAUCGUUUUAAGAAUCCACUGAGCUGGGAGAUGGUGGGAAAAAAUCUCCUUGCCAUGUCUAUUCAAGGAAGUGUGAUGUUCCUCACUACCAUUCUCAUCCAGUACAAGUUCUUCUGCAAACCGAGGCUUAUAUCACCAAAGCAGUCGGCUACAGAGGAGGAGGACGUUGACGUUGCCCGGGAACGCCAGAGAGUGUGUGAAGGCAGAGCUCAGAACGACCUGUUGAGGAUCAGUAACCUCACAAAGGUAUACCCUGGGAAGAGCACCCCUGCUGUGGACCAGCUAUGCGUGGGCGUGCCUGCUUCAGAGUGUUUCGGCUUGCUGGGGAUCAACGGCGCUGGGAAAACCACGACAUUCAAGAUGCUGACGGGAGACAUCCCAGUCUCCAGCGGAGAGGCCUUUCUAAACGGAUACAGCAUACGGACAGAAAUGAGACAUGUUCACCAGAACAUGGGUUACUGUCCCCAGUUUGACGCCAUUGAUGACCUUUUGACUGGACGAGAGCAUCUGGAGUUUUAUGCUCGACUAAGAGGGGUACCAGAAGCAGAGGUUGCCAUGGUGGCCGAAUGGGGGAUUCAGAAGUUGGGGCUGAUCAAGUACGCCAACAAGUCAGCAGGAACCUACAGCGGUGGGAACAAACGUAAACUUUCCACAGCGAUGGCCUUGAUCGGGUGUCCGCCAGUGGUUUUCUUGGAUGAGCCAACCACCGGGAUGGACCCCAAAGCCAGACGCUUCCUUUGGGACUGCAUCCUGAGUGUCAUCAAAGAGGGACGCUCAGUCAUUCUCACAUCGCACAGCAUGGAGGAGUGUGAAGCACUGUGCACUCGCAUGGCCAUCAUGGUAAAUGGUCGCUUCAAAUGCCUUGGAAGCAUCCAGCAUCUGAAAAGCAGAUUUGGUGAUGGCUACACGGUGAUCGUGCGUGUCGGCGGCUCCCCUCCUGCCCUCAAACCAGUCGAGGACUUUGUCCAGCUGACUUUCCCAGACAGCGUUCUCAAGGAGAAACACCACAACACACUCCAGUACCAACUCCCAUACACACAGGGAGCUUUGGCCAGCAUCUUCAGCCACUUCACCAGCAAUCAGCACAGGCUGGGCGUGGAGGACUACUCUGUGUCCCAGACAACUCUGGAUCAGGUCUUUGUGAACUUUGCACGCCACCAGCAUGGGGAGGAUGACUCUCAGGCCUACAGCAACCCAGUCGACGUCACAGACGAGCUGCCAAUGAGGUCACUGCGGGCCUCCCGGGAAGCGGAGAACGCCUAAUGGAGAAAUCUAUGUACUGUACCUGAAUGAAUCGGCAAUAAGUCUCGAAAAACAGUUUUUAUUGGCACCAACACAAUAAUUGGAUUCUUAACAACUACUACUCAGAUUGUUCUGCGAAAUCAGGCUUCCUGUAGACGCGUAUAGAAAAACACAUCAUGAUCAGGGUUUUUAAAUUUAUUUAUUUCAACAUUUUAUUGCAAUUUGAUAUUUGAAUUCUCCUCUGUGCUUCUAAAUUUGUGUUAAAAACUAAACAGUUGCUCUAAUACUAUUACUUGACGUUGCUUCUUUCUUUAUCAAAAGGAAUUACAUUUUUAGUGCGUUUACAGUUGAGUUGUUUUGAAGCUUUUCGUAAACUUGUGUUCAAGUGUAAAAAGGAUAUUGGUAAAAAUGAAAAUCUUUUAUUUUAAAAAUGAGAGCGCAACACUAAACAUAUCAAUUUCAACUUAAGUGGAGUGACUCUGCUGGCUCUUUAAAACUGUGUACAUUUAAAAGAUUUGUGCUGUAUUUUUAGCACAUGAACUUUCUUUUUCAAAGGUUUACAGACCGAAAAGAAAGCAGUCUGUUUUGAGAUUUGUUGCUGAUCAUUACAUACCUCAGGCCUGGUCAUUGAGCCAAAUCUUCCAGCUUAUGCAUAGAUAAUUGCACAGCAUCUAGGACGCCUUAUUCUGUUUGAAGUCGUGUGUCGUCUGUUUACAUUCGAUGUAAUUCAGUCGGUUGUGUUGCAAACACCAUGUGGGAAUGUUGAAGCGACACAAUCGCCUACAUGCGCAGCAGCUUUAUUUGCUGACAGGCACUCCAGUAAUAACUUUCAGACAACAAAUGACAUCUGUGGAAUGCAUUUGCAUUGAACGUCUGAACAUUUACACACAGCACUUUUCAAAGCUCUCGAUGCUGCAUUGGAUGCAGCAGUCAUUCAUGUAAGAGACCAUAAUGUUUUUAUGAAAUCAUCUGGAGAUGUAUAUGGCUGUGUGAGCCUUAGAAGGUUUAAUUUUGUUUUACUUUAUUCCUUGACGAAUUAUUUCUGCUGUAUUGAUUUAUGUUCGUAUUGUUUUUAAAAGGAUAUGCUAGUUUAAGUGUCAGUUUGACAUUUUCACAUGAAUGCCCAGACAAUGUGUGAAACAAAGAAUGUAGAAUAAAAAUGAAUGCAUUGUGUUAUUAUAUGUGCGCUUUAAACAUCAACAAUUUAAUAUUUCUAUAAGACAAUGUGUUGAUUCUAAUACAGUGCUUUAUGUCAAAAUUAAAAAAACGACUCAUCCUUAA
Molecule: messenger RNA, 8374 nt
Organism: Xiphophorus couchianus (Monterrey platyfish)
Lineage: Eukaryota; Metazoa; Chordata; Actinopteri; Cyprinodontiformes; Poeciliidae
Product: ATP-binding cassette sub-family A member 1
Exons: 50
Coding region: 359-7114 (2251 amino acids)
Biological process (GO): transmembrane transport; lipid transport
Cellular component (GO): membrane; intracellular membrane-bounded organelle
Molecular function (GO): ABC-type transporter activity; ATP hydrolysis activity; lipid carrier activity
Source: RefSeq, a predicted model, not a curated record